UAUAGUCUGAAAAGAUGACUAAGUAUAGAGUCAGAUAGUAAAGAUAAGUGUAAAAUCAGUUUUUUUUUUACUCCACAUGAAAAAUAUAUAAUAAAAAUGGUCUAAAAGUUAAGCUAAGAAUCUGUAAUGAUGAAAUUGUGAUAUUUAACCUCUAAGGUUUUAUUAUUUUGAUUAUUUAAAAUCGAUCGUUUUUAAAAAAUUGCAAGUACAGAUACCUAAAGUUCGUGAUAUUAUUCACCUUUAAAAAUAUAUUCCUUGUCAUACGUGUUAAAAUAAUUUUAAUUCUCUUAAAAGUCACGUAGCAUUCAAUUAAUAAAAUUACACUAUUAAAUAUUCAAAAUGUUUUCAAGUGGACCGAAUUACACAAAGUUAAAAACACAUCUUAGAUUAGCUAUAAACAGGUUGAAGCUAUUAGAAAAAAAGAAAACCGAGUUAGCUCAAAAAGCAAGAAAAGAAAUUGCUGAUUAUAUUGCAAGUGGAAAAGUUGAGAGAGCAAAAAUUCGAGUAGAACAUAUUAUCCGAGAAGAUUAUAUGGUCGAAGCUAUGGAAUUAUUAGAAAUGUAUUGUGAUUUAUUGUUAGCUAGAUUUGGGCUAAUCCAACAAAUGAAAAACUUAGAUGAAGGACUAGCAGAAGCUAUUUCAACUAUUCUUUGGGCAGCACCAAGGAUUCAAACUGAUGUUCAAGAAAUGAAAGUAAUAUCUGAUAUUCUUACAUCUAAGUAUGGAAGACAAUACAUGGAAGCUUGUAGAGAUGAAACAGUUCCGUCAAUUUCUGAAAAAUUAAAACACAAAAUAAGCAUACAAACACCAUCAAAAAUUUUAGUUGAAAAAUAUUUAAUAGAAAUAGCUAAAAAUUAUAAUAUCGAGUAUGAACCAGAUCCUCAAGUAAUGGCAGAAGCUCAAGAUGCUUUAUUGAUUGAUAUUGGAAAUAAUGGUGGUGAAUUGCCAAACAACUUGGAGUUAGCAAGUGGAGGGGUACCUCAACCAGCUGGAUUUAUAGGGUUUCCACAACCACCAUUGCUACCUAAUAUUCCACCCAACAUGAACAAUGUAAAUAGUGGUGAAAAGCCUAAUGUACCAGCAAUGGGAUUUAUUUCUCCUGGAGCACCAUUAAUGCCCGAAAAAGAUCAAAAUGUGCCUUUUAAUCCAGCUGCUCUUUCGUAUAACAUUCCGUUGGAUAAUGCAAAUACUAAUAACGGAAAUAAACUUGAGGAUGAGUUACCGCCUCCAUAUAGUUCAUUUCCGCCUGAUUUAAAUAAACAAUCUGAUUUCAAACCCAAACCGCAACCAAGAUCAAAAAUGCCAAAUGAUUUUCAGUUGCCUGAAUUGCCAACGGUUCCCACUGAAAAUGAACCAUCAGAAAAUUCUGGUGAAAAUGAUGAUAUCGAUUUCAAUGAUCUUAUGAAGCGUUUUGAAAAUUUGAAAAAACGAAAAUAAUAGAAAUAAAUAUUAUCAUUUUUUUUUGCAAAUCUACCAGCUUUUCUAACAAAUUAAAUACUAAUUCAAUUUAAUCUAUAUUUUUAAUACUACCUAUGUUUAGCUUUAAUUUUUAUUAGACUAUAUUUUAUAAUAAUCAUGAUGAAACUAGUAAUUAUUAUAUUAUUUUCUAAA
Messenger RNA from Chelonus insularis, 1611 nucleotides. It is a transcript of the gene Ist1, whose product is annotated as IST1-like protein. NCBI's taxonomy places the organism in Eukaryota, Metazoa, Arthropoda, Insecta, Hymenoptera, Braconidae. The record is from RefSeq and is a predicted model, not a curated record. Gene Ontology annotation, biological process: protein transport. The transcript has 4 exons. Bases 340 to 1437 code for a protein of 365 amino acids.